AUGAAUCGCAAGAAACAUCUCCGAGACAUCACAUCCUACGCCAAAUACAUACACGACGUGUCGGUGCUAUUGGGCGCACCCGCCAGCACUCAUCCAUCAGAUAAUCGCACCAUCGGUGCUGCGUUUGAUAUCAUCAAGUUUGAGUCGGAGGUGGCCAAGAUCUCAGACAAAAGUACUGGAAAGGAGUUUCAAGUGGAGAGACCACUGAAAACAUUAGACUGUUUGGUACCCGAAGUCAAUUGGAUAGAUAUAUUCAGCGACGUCCUAAACAACCACAACAUCACGGGCGCCGACAAAAAAGACUUUCACAACAUGAAUGUCAUCCUAGAUAUGCAUUACAUGAUACGACUGUCACAGUUGUUACGUAAGACUCACCCGACAGUGGUAGCCAACUAUCUGGGAUGGCGUGUCGUGGAGACAGUAGGCUUUUUGACGGCCGGCCCACGGUUUUUAGGUUCACACCAGCGUACAUUUCACGACAUACAAUCCAGCGAAAGGACCAAGAUCCUCUGGAAACAGUGUCUGGAGCCGUUGAAAACGCAUUUACCAUAUCUGUUGACUCGCGAGUACGCGAAGACACAUCUGACACAACCGGAGAGACUCCGCGUCUCGGAGAUCGUAAAGUCGGUGAAACAAUCCUUCAUUGGACUCAUCCGGGAGAAGCACUGGUUGGACAAUAAGCUGGAGUUUGUGCAUAAAGUGGAGGACAUCAGCGAGAAUGUCGGAUAUCCUGACUGGUUGCUCGACGACAGCCUAUUCCUGGCAUUCCAUCAAAAUCUG
Messenger RNA from Oppiella nova, 780 nucleotides. Lineage: Eukaryota; Metazoa; Arthropoda; Arachnida; Sarcoptiformes; Oppiidae. The record is from the annotation of a GenBank genome assembly.